This is a messenger RNA of Cotesia glomerata, 1551 nucleotides long. RefSeq lists its product as uncharacterized. NCBI's taxonomy places the organism in Eukaryota, Metazoa, Arthropoda, Insecta, Hymenoptera, Braconidae. The record is from RefSeq and is a predicted model, not a curated record. The transcript has 2 exons. The coding region runs from base 562 to 1551 and encodes 329 amino acids.
UAAAAUCGGAGUUAAAUCUAAAUUAUCUAAGCUCUGUAAUUUUACUACUGGAAGAUAGAGGUUAAGAAUUUUCCAAACGUAUUAAAUUUUUUCUGCAAUAAAAAAUACAAUAAAGAAAUUAUAUACGAAGAAGAUGCUACAACGAACGACGAUGAAGAGCUGACUGAAAAAGAUAUUAAUGAAAAACAAGACGGAGUAAGUGACGAAGAAAGCUCUGUAGACACUGAUGAAGAAUUGGACGACGAUGCAUGUGAAAAUAAUUUAGGUGAUAUCAGAGUGAAUGAAAGUUUUACUUCAUUUAAACUAUUAAGAAAACGAGUAAAAAAUUAUCAAGAUUUCUCGAAUAGUGUUUUUUACAAAAGAGACUGCAAAACUAUUAAAAGAGCUAGGAAGAUUGGAGUUAAACGACAUAUAGAAGCUUGCUUAAAAUACUAUUCCAUUCACUAUCAUUGUAUACAUGGUGGAAAAAAAUUUCAAUCGAAAGCAACUGGACAACGGUCAUCAAGUACAUUUCAAAAUGGAUGUGAAGCCGGAUUUAAUGUGAAUGUCAGCAAAGAUGGAAUGAGUUUGUAUAUAAAGAACACAAACUUGCAGCACAAUCAUGAAAGAAUCAAAGAAUUAUAUCAUCAUUUACCUCAAGUGAGGAAGAUGACACCUAAACUAAAACAAAAAGUGAAGGGUCUGUUGAAAUUAAAGGCUAAUAAAACGAGAAUACAAGAUCUUAUUUCUAAAGAAACAGGAAAGGUUGUGUUAUUGAAAGAUAUUCAUAAUUUGAAUUACACUGGUGAAGAAAAGAAUAAAUUAGAAGUAGUUAAAAAUAUUUUGGUGAAUGAAUAUAAAGCUGAUUGUCAUUUCUUGAUCGAAGAUAAUGUUUUCAAAGGACUUUUUUUUGCUACACCUCAAAUGAAGUCUGCAAUGAAAUCGUAUCCAGAAUAUAUAGGGAUAGAUGCAACUUUUAAAUUAUUAAAUAUCAGAGCACCGGUAUACUUGAUCAUUGUCGAGGAUUCUAAUGGUUGCACCGAAAUUGUAGGUGUUUCCAUUUUAAUAACUGAAAAUAAAUGUUUUAUUAAAUGGAUGAUGGACUCUUUUAAGAAGUGUCAUCCUUCGUGGGAAAAAAUCCAGUGCAUAAUGACUGAUAAAGAUAUGACUGAAAGAGCUGCGAUUCAAGAAAGUUUGUUGCCUCUUAAAGUUAAUCUUAUCAUGUGUGCAUUCCACACGCUCAAGACAUUCAAUAGAGAAAUCACGACGGAUAAAAGGGGUAUUACUCAACAGGAACGAGACGAAAGUAAAAGGAUUUUACAGCAAAUGGUCUAUGCUGAAUCAGAAGAACGCUAUUUAGAGUUAUAUGAAGAGUUGCAAAAAAUGCCACCGUCAGCUGUAGAGUAUUUCAAUGAAAACUGGCACGAGUCUCGUAAGGAAUGGUCGAUCUCAACGGACUUUGUGCAACAUAAUUUCGGAAAUGGCACAAAUAAUCGUGUAGAAUCGUUGAAUGCGAAGUUAAAAGAUCUUGAUAUCUACUCAUCGCUAGAAGAUUUUACUAAAAAUUUUUAA